This is a messenger RNA of Sphaerulina musiva SO2202, 411 nucleotides long. RefSeq lists its product as uncharacterized. Gene Ontology annotation, biological process: negative regulation of apoptotic process; protein stabilization. The transcript is spliced from 2 exons. The coding region runs from base 1 to 411 and encodes 136 amino acids. Lineage: Eukaryota; Fungi; Ascomycota; Dothideomycetes; Mycosphaerellales; Mycosphaerellaceae. The record is from RefSeq and is a predicted model, not a curated record.
AUGGCCGAGGAACGGCAACCCGAAAACGUCCAAGAAGGCGCCGACGCGCCCGACGUCCUCCCGGCAUCCAAAGAAGACCGCAAAACCGCUGCAGCCCUGAGCAGCUUAGACGCCAACCCAUCCGAAGAUGCGAAACCCAAGAAAGAGGCAGAUCUGAAAGCGUUGAAUGAGGCCAUGAAGAACUUGGACAUGAAUGCCGCGAAGAAGCCCAACAACAACACUUCUGCCACUUCAACCACGGCCACUAAGAAGGAGGAGGCACCCAAGAAGCUCGUCAAGGUCGAUGCGGCGGACGUGGCGAUGCUGGCGGAUCAAUUGGAUAUGAGUAAGACAAAGGCUACGGAACUUCUCCGUGCGCACGAUGCAAACGCGUUGAAAGCGAUCAUGGCCUGGGUGACUGCGUCCAGCUGA